Molecule: messenger RNA, 1953 nt
Organism: Camelina sativa (false flax)
Lineage: Eukaryota; Viridiplantae; Streptophyta; Magnoliopsida; Brassicales; Brassicaceae
Molecular function (GO): zinc ion binding
Source: RefSeq, a predicted model, not a curated record
AUGAAGCAUGUGAUUCUCGUUUGUGGUAAUUGGAUCUUUGACAACAACAAAUGGUUGUUUGUUGUUGAUAAUGAAAGGGGUUCACGAAUUCUACAAUGUAACGAUCAAAGCAGAUUUGAUGAUUGCAUUGAAAUGGUAUAUGAGGAUUACAGGCUGGAUAACAAGGUAUUUGAUGUUGUCUUGAGUUACAAGAUCUCGAAGAGGUUAUUGCAGGAUUUACCCAGUGAUACACCACCAGUUAUUAUCGAUAAUUCUCGUCAGUUGCACACUUUUCUGGGACAAUUGGAAAGGGUUACAGGUCGACUUUGUGUUGAAGUGAAGAAGAAAAUACAGACUGAUUUGAAUCACAAAGAUUCUGAUGAUGAGAAUUUUACCAUGUAUGGAAUUCCACCAGAAGAAGAGGAUCAACAAUUGCCAAUGAAGAACAGGAGUUCAUCUUUUUAUAUUGAAGAAAAUAAGGAACCUGUUGAUGUCUCAAAGGUAGACUUGUCUUCUGUGAAUUUGGCUGUUGGGCAAAUGUAUGAUACAAAGGAGCACCUAGAAACACGGUUGAAGAUACUAACCUUGGUACAAAGGUUUGAUUAUUUUGUUUACAAAUCGAGACCAACACUAUUGAUUGUCAAGUGUUGGGUUAAAGGAUGCAAGUGGAGGGUAAGAGCUGCAACAAUAAAUCACUUUCCAAAGUUUGAGGUCCGUGUGUUUAUUUCAGCACAUACAUGUUCAGUAACAGAGUGUUCUAUGCAUGCCCGACAAGCAGAUCAUCAUAUUCUAGGAGAGUUGUACAAAGAUUUUGUUGGUGGAGUUGGUCCCAAGGUACUGUCAAUGCAUGUUGCUGAAGCGUUGAAUAAACGUUUUCAUAUCAAGAUGGAUUAUUGGAAGGCAUAUCGAACGCUAAGGCAUGCUCGCGAGUUGGUCAGGGGUAGUCUAGAGAGUGGUUAUGAGCAGAUGCCUACAUAUUUGUAUAUGAUAAAAAGGGCAAAUCCUGGAACUUUUACACAACUUGAAGUUGAUGACGCUCAAAGAUUUAAGUACUGUUUUCUAGCAUUUGGUGCAAGCAUACAGGGAUUUCCAUUCUUGAGGAAAGUGGUUGUUGUGGAUGGUACUUUUUUACAAGGAAAAUACUUAGGGACACUUCUGACAGCAACAGCUCAAGAUGAUGAUAAAAGCCUUUCCAUUAUUUCUGAUAGGCAUCAAUCCAUUGGGAAAGCUAUUAAAAAGAUAGAAGCCAUGAAUCCAACACUAUAUGAGUACCUCGUAAGGGCUGAUGUGCGUAUGUGGACUCGUGUACAUUUCCUAGGUGAUAGGUACAACUUGCUUACAAGCAACAUUGCAGAAUCAAUGAAUAAUGUCAUGUCACAUGCUAGGAGUUAUCCUAUUGUACAACUAUUGGAAGAAAUAAGGUCCAUGAUGACUAGGUGGUUUUCAGAUAGGAGGAGUGAUGCAUUGAAGAUGACCACAGUUUUCUCACGUGGUGUAGAGAAAAUUCUCCAGGGUCGUAUGGAUUAUGCUAAGUUACUUACUGUCCAAGAUAUCGACGAACACCAAGUACAAGUAACAAGUGGGACAUCUCUGCAUGUUGUCAAUUUGAGAGAUAAAAAGUGUACGUGUCGCAGGUUUGACUUGGAGAAGCUCCCUUGUGCACACGCAAUUGCGGCCGGUGAAUACAGAAACAUCUCCCGCAUUUCAAUGAGUCAUCCUUAUUAUCGAAAAAAUUAUGUGUACACUUCCUACGCGAAUGCCAUCAUGCCAAGGGAGUUUGAUAAAUCUGUUCCGGGACAUGUUAUAAUGAAGGUAUGUUCAGCACCGAUCCCUAAACAACAACCAGGUAGGCCAAAGAAUUCAAGAAUUAAAUCCGCAUUGGAGAUUGCAAUGGAAAAGAAGAAACCAAGAAAACUAUACACAUGCGGUAAUUGCAACAAAGUAGGACACAACCGUAAGACAUGUACUCUAUAA